CUGUAUAUACACGUGUAUCUUCUGAUUUGGAUAUACCUCACUUGAUAAAUAUGCACAGAUUAUAGAUUAUCAACAAUGUCCCCAUCUGCUACCGUUAUCGAUUCGUCCGCUUCCAACGCGGUCGUUGGUGCUCUCGGCACUACGUCAACAGGCAAGAAGCUCAAGAUUCGGAAAUACCCCGAUUUCGAGACUCUCGAAGCUGAGCGUCUCUAUCGCAAGCAGCAUUUAGCUGCAGCAUUUCGUAUCUUUGCCGACAGGGGAUUCGAUGAAGGUGUUGCCGGACACAUUUCUGUGCGCGAUCCGAUUUUGACAGACCAUUUCUGGCUGAAUCCCCUCUCCAAGCACUUUGCUACGAUUACUAUGUCGGAUUUGGAGCUGGUAAAUGAGGACGGUGAAGUGGUAGUCGGUGAUGAGCCCAUCAAUGCUGCUGCUUUUGCGAUUCAUUCUGAGAUUCACAAAGCACGCCCUGAUGUGCAUGCUGCAUGUCACGCACAUAGUGUUGCCGGUAAGGCUUGGUCGGUAUUCGGCAAACCCCUAGACAUGAUGACACAGGACGCCUGUCGAUUCUACAAGAGUCAUGCCGUAUAUGACAAUUUCGGUGGUGCCGUGCUUGACCGUGAAGAAGGGAAACGCAUUGCCAAAGCACUGGGUAAUGGAAAAGCGGCCAUUUUACAAAAUCAUGGGCUACUCACCGUCGGAAAUUCGGUUGAUGAAGCGGCUUUCUGGUUCAUCAGCCUCGACAAGACAUGCAUGGCGCAGUUAUUGGUCGAUGCUGCAGCAGCGGGCUCUGGCCACAAGAAAAUCAUGAUCAACGAUGAAGAGGCUGCAUUUACCGCUGAGCAGGUUGGUUCUCCAGAAAAGGGCUGGCUAGCGUUCCAACCAUAUUAUGAUGAAAUUUUACAGAGAACAAAUGGUCACUUCUUACAGUAAUGGUGCCAUCGCUUUCAGGUUUGUGGAAUCAUAUUAGAAUUAUUCUAUAUAUUCCACAUG
Molecule: messenger RNA, 990 nt
Organism: Talaromyces proteolyticus
Lineage: Eukaryota; Fungi; Ascomycota; Eurotiomycetes; Eurotiales; Trichocomaceae
Product: class II aldolase/adducin N-terminal
Exons: 3
Coding region: 76-930 (284 amino acids)
Cellular component (GO): cytoskeleton
Molecular function (GO): actin filament binding
Source: RefSeq, a predicted model, not a curated record